UCCUCCGCGCUCCCAACCCAACCGCACCCCUGUUCCCAUGGAUAAAGUAGUAACGUUACCAACACGCCGAUAACCCAUGGACCUUACUAUAACUUCUUGAAUAACUUAUUAAUUUCUCGAUAGCAUCUACUAAAGAACAGUAGUCAUAGUGUCUUCGCAUUUUCAGGAUACCAUUUGUCAUAGCUUUUCAAGAAUCCUUUCGACUUGUAACUGUACAUGGUAGGUUAUUAGAAUGUUUUGCCGACAUCAGGUGUCGAGAACCACGAUAGCAAGGGGGUCAGCAUUGGAUCUGGAAAUACGACGACGGGGGCAUUUCAACACUCUUACGGACACGGCACAGGACGGUGAGGUGCAGCGUCAGAUAGACCGCGAGGUGCGGAUGCGUGAGGGGGCCAGUAAGCUGCUAGCUGCGUGCUCCCAGAGAGACCAGGCCCUGGAGGCCUCCAAGAGUCUGCUCACCUGCAACACCCGCAUCCUGGCCCUGCUCAGCCAGCUGCAGAGGAUGAGGGAGGCCCAGGUCCUGCAGAGAGUAGGCCACAGGUCCUGUAUUGGUGGGUCACUGGAUGAAAGGCUGCCCUGCAUGGGUAAUGUGGCCAUCUCAGACCUGCGUAUCCCACUCAUGUGGAAAGACUCGGAGUACUUCAAGAGCAAAGGAGAGCUGCAUCGCUGUGCUGUGUUCUGUCUGCUCCAGUGUGGCAGAGAGAUCUAUGACACAGACCUGGUGAUGGCGGACAGGACUUUGACUGACAUCUGCUUCGAGGACACCGUCAUAUUUAAGGAGGCGAGCCCGUGCUUUGAGAUCCGUGUGGAGCUGUACAGUACCUGUGUGGUGGAGGACUUCUGUCCGGGCCCAGGGGCACUAGGACCCAGGAGACAUAACCGCCUCAGCAGCUCCCUGGGCUGCACCUCUGGGAGGAGGAUCAGGGCAGCUCUAGAGUCUGCAGCCUGUGGUACCAUAUCCAACGUAGAGGGAGGUGAUGGACGAGGAGGGUCUCCACCACCUCUGCUGCCUGCUCUCUGUACAGAGGGGCCAAAGUAUCACCUUCUGGCCCACACCACACUGACAAUAGCACAUGUUCAGGACAGCUUCAGAACACACGACCUGUCCAUAUCAGCCACAGAGGACAGUGCAUUCUGGCUGCCUCUCUAUGGCAGUGUGUGUUGCCGUCUGGUAGCCCAGCCUCUCUGUAUGACCCAGCAGGUUAUCAGCGGCAGGAUCAAGCUUGAGAAGGAGCCUGAGUGCUGGACUGACAUCUACGGUGUCCUCAAAGGGACAAGUCUUAUCUGUUACCACAGUCAAGAGAGCAUGGUUGCCCAAGAGGAACCGUUAUUCACCAUCGCCAUCAACAAGGAGACCCGCAUACAUGUGUCCGAGAGAGGGCCUCUCCACCCUACCCAGAGUAUAUCCAUCAACACGCACACCCGAGGUGAAGAAGCUGUCACACACACUCUGGUCACACACACACCCCAGGACACACAACUCUGGAUGGAGGCCUUCAGGCAGCACUUCUAUGACAUGAGUCAGUGGAAACAGUGUUGUAAUGACCUGUUGAAGAUCGAGGUACCCUCUCCUAGGAAAUCCCAUUUGGUCACAGCGAAGCAGGGGUCGCUUUACCACGAAAUGGUCACUCCAUCUUCCCCAGGUGAGAGUGUGGUAAUCCAGGAUAACUCUGUGACUGCUGAAGUGUGGGCCUGCUCUCCUCUUACUGUAACCACAGUUGAAGGACCCUCCAUGAUUGCCAGGUUAUCCCAGUCAAGGGGACCAACAUCAGGCAACUGCAUCAUCCAGGACAGGAUCCACCUCUUACCAAACUCCAGCACCCCUCCACCCCCCAAUUGUACUCCUGCUCUUGGGAGUGAUGUGCAGUGACACCCACCUCUCCCAUGACACAGUGUCUCUGUACUGUACCUAUCCCUGUCCUAUAAUAGCACGAAACAGCCACAAGACCAAGCCACUCCUCUCCAGGAACACAUACAGGAACGCCACAUAUUGGGGGCUGCAAUCACACACUUUUGCUAAUUGUAGCAUUCCACACUCUUGAGUUAUUCUGGUAAUGCAGCCUUGACCUUUUCUAGUCCAGACUCAAUGUUUUAUAGGACACUUGGCUCUUCUCUUUACUUGUCUGAAGUCCAAACCCAAUCGGCUCUUAAAUGCAGUUAAUUGAUUUUAAAGGGUAAAAAUAUGUUGGUAUGAUUUUGGUACUUAGUCUUACUUUUAAUCUUUAGCCUUCUCUCUUCCUAUUUAUCCAGCAGCAGCAUACCACCCUGCAUCCCACUGCUGGCUUGCUUCUUAAGCUAAGCAGGGUUGGUCCUGGUCAGCCCCUGGAUGGGAGACCAGAUGCUGCUGGGAGUGGUGUUGGAGGGCCAGUAGGAGGCACUCUUUCCUCUGGUCUAAAAAAUAUCCAAUACCCCAGGGCUGUGAUUGGGGACUCUGCCCUGUGUAGGGUGCCGUCUUUUGGAUGGGACGUUAAACGGGUGUCCUGACUCUGAGGUCAUUAAAGAUCCCAUUGCACUUAUCGUAAGAGUAGGGGUGUUAACCCCGGUGUCCUGGCUAAAUUCCCAAUCUGGUCCUCAUACCAUCACGGCCACCUAAUCAUCCCCAGCUUACAAUUGGCUCAUUCAUCCCCCUCCUCUCCCCUGUAACUAUUCCCCAGGUCGUUGCUGUAAAUGAGAAUGUGUUCUCAGUCAACUUACCUAGUAAAAUAAAUACAUUUAAAUGAGACUGUUUUGUUUCUGACACAAAAAUUGAGGAUAAGAUAAUCAGUAUGAUUGCAAUGCGGAGCAUGUAACUCAAACUUGAGGAUGGCAAUAAAAACCUAAAACCCUUUA
Messenger RNA from Salmo salar (Atlantic salmon), 2829 nucleotides. Its product is annotated as rhotekin. NCBI's taxonomy places the organism in Eukaryota, Metazoa, Chordata, Actinopteri, Salmoniformes, Salmonidae. Gene Ontology annotation, biological process: signal transduction; actomyosin contractile ring assembly; septin ring organization. Gene Ontology annotation, cellular component: actomyosin contractile ring. The record is from RefSeq and is a predicted model, not a curated record.